UAUUUGACACACGGCAUUUUGAGGUCGAACAUCCUUUGCUGUUUCUUGGUUUCUCUCCGUUAGUCUUCCGCGUUCGAUGUCCCUCUUCGAUUCUUUCUCACUUCAUUCCCACCUUCGGACCUCAUUCGGACCUCAUUCGGACCUCAUUCGGACUUCAAUGGCGUCCGUGGAGGGCACCCGUCGCUUCGUGCAGCGCCUGGUGGCGAGUGGCCGGCUGCACCCGGCGUGGAGCAGCCCGGGCCGCCGGCUGGGGCCGCUGCACUGCACGCCCCUGGGCUUCGGCGCCUACCGCCUAGGUGCGGAUGGUUUGCCAAGCUUGAAGUUGGCCGCAGAGCUGGUGAACGUGUUCGACACCUCGAGCCACUACGAGAACGAAUCUUUCCUCGGGCCGGUCCUCGGUGAAAGCUCUCUCCGGGAAGAAUUCAUCCUAUGCACCAAAGUCGGCCAUGUGAGGGGGGAACCUCCGAAAGGCGCGGUCCCAAUCAAGGGUGACGACUGGCACUGCAUCGAGCCCUCAUUUGUGGAAGCCGAAGUCAGGGCGUGCAAAGAAAGACUCAGAACCGUGCCCGACAUCGUGUUCCUGCACAAUCCCGAGUACAUGCUAUCAGCUCGCCUGAAGCAACAGGUUCCGAUCGCAGAUGCCUGGGACGAGAUGUACCAAGCGCUGUUUCAAGCUUUCAAGGCUCUCGAAACCCUAUGCAGCGAAGGUAGUAUAUCCUCUGGCUACGGUGUGAGCAGCAAUUUUCUUUCCUGCUCGUUCUCCGUCACAGGGCGGCCAAAUCUGUACGAGUCCUUGGUUCUGGAUCGGGUCCUUGAUGCUGCAUCAGCGGCUGCCGGCGCGCAGGGCUUGAGCCAACAUCGCUUUCAAGUGGCUCAGCUUCCGCUGAACUUGUUCGAGAGUGGAGCUGUCCUUGGGCGAGGCGCCCAGAUGGAGGGGGACUGUUUCAUGGCUGAGCGCUUGGGGGUCUCGCUGCUCACAAACCGGCCAUUGAAUGCCUUGCCCAUGCCAGGUGUGAGCGCAGGUGAUUGGGGCCGCUCUGCUUCCCACUUGCAGAUACGUGAGGCCAAGCCCAUGGGCGCCGUGCCUUCGCUGCUGAAGCGGGUUCUGAAAGAGGUCCUGGGCGAGGGGCCGCUCCAGCAACUUGCUCUGCGCGUGGCGGCGUCGGCGCCGGUAGCCUGCGCUCUAAAUGGUGCGCGCCGCCCGGCCUAUGUGGAGGAUUUGCAGGCGGUGUUGCAGGCAGAGCCCUUGACGCAGCGCGAGCCUUAAUCCCAGCCGAAGACACAGGUGGAGAAGGCCAUGCGGGCAGUGCGCUCCAUGGCCGAGGAGCUCGGCUGCGACACCCGGGGCUUGUGGUGAGAGCGAGGAAAAGAAAGGC
Molecule: messenger RNA, 1376 nt
Organism: Effrenium voratum
Lineage: Eukaryota; Dinophyceae; Suessiales; Symbiodiniaceae
Source: the annotation of a GenBank genome assembly